Messenger RNA from Beta vulgaris subsp. vulgaris (sugar beet), 2711 nucleotides. Its product is annotated as G-type lectin S-receptor-like serine/threonine-protein kinase At1g34300. The record is from RefSeq and is a predicted model, not a curated record. Gene Ontology annotation, biological process: recognition of pollen; protein phosphorylation. NCBI's taxonomy places the organism in Eukaryota, Viridiplantae, Streptophyta, Magnoliopsida, Caryophyllales, Amaranthaceae. Bases 37 to 2484 code for a protein of 815 amino acids. The transcript has a single exon. Gene Ontology annotation, molecular function: protein serine/threonine kinase activity; ATP binding.
UCAAUUGUCAACUCUUACCCUUACACACAAACUACAAUGGCGCCUAUAAAUCACUUCUCAUCUUUUCUUAUUCCUCAUCUUCCUCACAAUUCCAUAAAAAUGUCACUCUGUAUCCUCAUCUUCUUAAUAAUACCUCUGCUACCAUUUUCAUUUUCCUCAGCUCAAUCUCUCUCCUCAUUCUCCAUCUCAAGAUCACCAUGGCACCCAUCUCAAAACCGCACCAUUCUCUCUCCUAACUCCACCUUCACCGCAGGAUUUCAACGUUCACCCACUUUUCCAAAUCUCUUCAUUUUCGCAGUUUGGUACUCCAACAUCUCUCAUGAUCACACCAUUAUUUGGUCUGCUAAUUGGGACUCCCCUGUCCACCAAUCAGCUUCUUUGAUCAUCACAUCCAACGGUGAUCUUCAACUCAUCAACGGCUCAUCUGGCCCCAAUCUAUGGAACACCACAACUUCCGUGAGGUCCAAUUCUAGUAGACUAUUUCUCAGAGAUGAUGGAAAUUUACUGUUUGGUACUUCUUGGGAAAGUUUUGAAUACCCAACUGAUACUUUUCUUCCUAAUCAAACCUUUAGAAACACCACCGUUUUAACAUCUAGAAAUGGGAAGUUUAAGUUUACCGGGUCAAGUAAUCUGGUUUACGGGUCGGAUAUUUAUUGGAGUUCGGGUUCUACAUUAGUGAGUUUUGGCGUUGAUGGGCGGGUCGUAAAGAGUAGUGGUGACCCGAUUUAUUCAGCCGAUUUUGGGGAGAAUAAUAAAACCCGGAGACUCACCUUGGGGGAUGAUGGGAACCUUCGGAUCUUUAGUUUUGAUCCGAAAAGAGGGAAAUGGGUUGUUGUUUGGGUGGCUUUGCUAGAGAUUUGUGAAGUACAUGGUUUGUGCGGGCCGGGUUAUAUUUGUUAUAGUGACGGGUCGACUUUAUCGGAUUAUGAAUGUGUAUGUCCGCCCGGUUUUAAGAGAAGCCCAAAUUCGGACUCGUGUGAGAGCAAGAUUCCUAACAAUGAUCUAGCAAGAAGCAAGUUUCUACGUCUUGAUUUUGUUAAUUACUCGGGUGGGUCGAACCAAACAAAUGUAAUAACGUAUAGUUUUGCUAAUUGUAGCUCCAAGUGUUUGGCUCACGACCAAUGCCUUGGGUUCGGGUUUAAGUAUGAUGGGUCGGGCUAUUGUGUGCUCCAACUCGAGAAGCUCAUAAACGGAUAUUGGUCCCCUAAUACGGAAAUGGCCUUUUAUCUUAGAGUAGAUCAAUCUGAACCCGACCCGAGUAAUUUCACAGGCAUGUCAGAGGUGCUCAACACCACAUGUCCGGUAUUAGUUGGUUUACCCGAUACAUCUGACGAAUCUAACAAGACCACUUGGAAUAUAGUGAUUGUAAGUGUUCUUUUCACCGUUGAGAUUGCUAGUGGAGUGCUCUUAUUUUGGGCCUUUUUGAAGAGGUAUGUAAAGUAUAGAGAUAUGGCUCAAACACUUGGGCUUGGGUUAUUUCCCACAGCUGGCCCCAAAAGGUUUACUUAUGCUGAAAUUAAAUCAGCAACAAAAGAUUUCUCAGAAGAAAAUAUGAUAGGAAGGGGUAGUUUUAGUGAUGUAUACAUGGGAAAGUUGCACGAUGGUCGUCCGGUUGCGGUUAAGUGCUUAAAAAGUGUGACGGGCGGUGAUUCGGAGUUUUGGGCGGAGGUUACUAUCAUAGCACGUAUGCACCACCUCAAUUUAGUUCGUUUAUGGGGCUUUUGUAACGAGAAGAGUCGACGAAUUUUGGUUUAUGAGCACGUUUCAAAUGGGUCACUUGACAAGUAUCUUUUUAGACCAAGUCAUAUUGGAUUAGAAGGUCAAAACAAUGAACAUGAGACAGACAUGAUGUUAAGCCAAGAGCAAAAGCCCAUACUUGAUUGGAGUAUUAGGUAUAGGAUUGCCCUUGGGGUGGCAAGGGCUAUUGCAUAUCUACAUGAAGAGUGUUUAGAGUGGGUAUUACAUUGUGACAUCAAACCUGAAAACAUACUCUUAGGGGAUGAUUUUUGUCCUAAAGUUGCUGAUUUCGGGUUGUCAAAGCUUAGGAAGAAGGAGCAACUCGUGACCAUGUCAAGGAUCCGCGGAACGCGAGGCUAUUUGGCGCCCGAAUGGACGAAGAAUGAUCCAGUUACUUCGAAGGUUGAUGUGUUUAGUUUUGGAAUGGUGUUGUUAGAAAUUGUGACGGGGGUAAGAAAUAUGAUUCAAGGACCUUCUUGUAUUCCAAGUGAAGAAUGGUAUUUUCCUAAGUGGGCAUUUGAAUUGGCAAUUGAAGAAAGGAGGAUGGAGGAAAUAUUGGACCAUCAAAUUAAACAUUCUUAUGAUGAUAAGGUGCAUUUUAACAUAAUCGAUCGAAUGGUGAAAACAGCUAUGUGGUGUGUUCAAGAGAGACCAGAGAUGCGUCCAUCUAUGGGAAAGGUGGCUAAAAUGCUUGAAGGAACAGUGGAAAUUAUGGAACCACCAAAGCCAACAAUGUUCUACUUGUGAGAGGAUCAAUAUUUACUAACCUGUUUAAUAAAUAAUAAAUACAAUAAAUUGUGCUUGUGGUAGGGUUUUUUUUUUGUUAGUGUUGUAAGUUUAAUAGGUUAGCUUAUUUUUUCAAUGUAUGGAUCACAUGAUAGGUUAUUUUUUCUUCUUAUACAUUAUUGAAAAAGUUGUCAACAACUAUCCUAUAAAUUUGGUGGUUGUUAUUUUUGUUAAAAAUAACUUUAUUU